AUGGAUGGAGAUGACGAACUUGUAGACUGUGAGCUACUUAUUGCCUCACCCACAUCAGAUGCAGAAAUCCACUAUCUUACUGAUUCGUCUUCCUCUUCUGAGAAGGAUAGUGAGCUUUUGCAGAACACAGAUGUAAAACUGUGUACUUCUUUUGUCUCAGUUGAGAAAAAGAUUGACCUAGAAGUUGGACAUUCUGAUGAACGUGCUAAUCGUCGUCCUGCAAACUCAGCAACCACUGAUGAAUCUUUGGGUGCUGAAGAGCUAGGUGAAGAGGAAGUCAACGAGGCGGCUGAUAGUGUUUUGGCACUUUUCACCGAAAGUGACGUAAAAAGUGGUGCUCUUCCUGUGCCAUUGCAAAAA
Molecule: messenger RNA, 360 nt
Organism: Strongylus vulgaris
Lineage: Eukaryota; Metazoa; Nematoda; Chromadorea; Rhabditida; Strongylidae
Source: the annotation of a GenBank genome assembly